GAGAGAUGAAAAGCAUUCUCUCAGCAAAGAUGUUGACGGUGUUGGCUCUAGUUCUGCUGGUGUUCAGUGCAAGUGAGGGACGGAUUCUGAGUAAAUGUGAGCUGAAGGCCAAGCUGGAGGCUGCUCGGUUUCAGGAGAUUAAGGUCACAGGAGAAAAAUUGGACGUGAAAGAUCUUGUUGCUAGAUUUGUCUGCAAGGCCAGUGCCUCAGCCUUCAACACCAACUUUAUUAAAACCAUCACUGAGGACAAGCCAGAUGACACCCUACCUCAGUCUACCUUAAAGCCUACAUCAAGCUUCACUUCAACCACCACUUCAAGGGCCACCUUCAGCUCCACCUUAAGUACCUCAAAGCCUAUAUUAAGUCCCACCACUGGCUCUACCACAAGACCCACCACAGGCUCCACCACAAGUCCCACUGCAGGCUCCACUUCAAGACCCACCACAAGUCCCACCACAGUCUCCACCACAAGACCCACCACUGGCUCCACCACAAGCCCCACCAUAGGCUCAACCUCUAGCUCCACCACAGGCUCCACUACAGGCUCAACCACAAGUCUCACCACAGGCUCCACCACAAGACCCACCACUGGCUCCAACACAAGCCCCACCACAGGCUCAACCUCUAGCUCCACCACAGGCUCAACCACAAGUCCCACCGCAGACUCCACCACAGGCUCAACCACAAGCCUCGCCAUAGGCUCAACCUCAAGCCCCACAACAGGUUCAACCUCAAGCUCCACCACAGUCUCAACCUCAAGCCCCACCACAGGCUCCACCACAGGCUCAACCUUAAGACCCACCACAGGCUUCACUACAGGCUCAACCUCAAGCUCCACCACAGGCUCAACUUCAAGCCCCACCACAGGCUCCACCUCAAGCCCCACCACAGGGUCCACUACAGGCUCAACCACAAGUCCCAACGCAGGCUCCACCACAAGACCCACUACUGGCUCCACCACAAGCCCCACCACAGGCUCAACCUCUAGCUCCACCACAGGCUCCACUACAGGCUCAACCACAAGUCCCAACGCAGGCUCCACCACAAGACCCACCACUGGCUCCAACACAAGCCCCACCACAGGCUCAACCUCUAGCUCCACCACAGGCUCAACCACAAGUCCCACCGCAGACUCCACCACAGGCUCAACCACAAGCCCCGCCAUAGGCUCAACCUCAAGCCCCACAACAGGUUCAACCUCAAGCCCCACAACAGGUUCAACCUCAAGCUCCACCACAGUCUCAACCUCAAGCCCCACCACAGGCUCCACCACAGGCUCAACCUUAAGACCCACCACAGGCUUCACUACAGGCUCAACCUCAAGCUCCACCACAGGCUCAACUUCAAGCCCCACCACAGGCUCCACCUCAAGCCCCACCACAGGGUCCACUACAGGCUCAACCACAAGUCCCAACGCAGGCUCCACCACAAGACCCACUACUGGCUCCACCACAAGCCCCACCACAGGCUCAACCUCUAGCUCCACCACAGGCUCCACUACAGGCUCAACCACAAGUCCCAACGCAGGCUCCACCACAAGACCUACUACUGGCUCCACCACAAGCCCCACCACAGGCUCAACCACAAGUCCCACCACAGGCUCCACCACAAGACCCACCACUGGCUCCACCACAAGCCCUACCACAGGCUCAACCUCUAGCUCCACCACAGGCUCAACCACAAGCCCCGCCAUAGGCUCAACCUCAAGCCCCACAACAGGUUCAACCUCAAGCUCCACCACAGUCUCAACCUCAAGCCCCACCACAGGCUCCAACACAGGCUCAACCUUAAGACCCACCACAGGCUUCACUACAGGCUCAACCUCAAGCUCCACCACAGGCUCAACCUCAAGCCCCGCCCCAGGCUCAACCUCAAGCCCCACCACAGGCUCCACUACUGGCUCAACCUCAAGCUCCACCACAGGCUCCACUACAGGCUUCACUACAGGCUUUACUACAGGCUCAACCUCAAGCCCCACCACAGGCUCCACUACAGGCUCAACCUCAAGCUCCACUACAGGCUUCACUACAGGCUCAACCUCAAGCCCCACCACAGGCUCUACUACAGGCUCAACCUCAAGCUCCACCACAAGCCCCACCACAGGCUCCAUUACAGGCUCAACCUCAAACCCCACCAUAGGCUCUACUACAAGCCCCACCACAAGCUCCAUCACAGGCUCAACCUCAAGCCCCACCACAGGUUCAACCUCAAGCCCCACCACAGGCUCAACCUCAAGCCCCACCACAGGUUCAACCUCAAGCUCCACUAUAGGCUCAACCUCAGGCCCCACUACAGGCUCAACCUCAAGCCCCACCACAGGCUCAACCUCAAGCUCCACUACAGGCUCAACUACAAGCCCCACCACAGGUUCAACCUCAAGCCCCACCACAGGUUCAACCUCAAGCUCCACUAUAGGCUCAACCUCAGGCCCCACCACAGGUUCAACCUCAAGCUCCACUACAGGCUCAACCACAAGCCCCACCACAGGCUCAACCUCAAGCUUCACUACAGGCUCAAUGUCAAGCUCCACCACAGGUUUCACUACAGGCUCAACCUCAAGACCCACCACAGGCUCAACCACAAGCCCCACCACAGGCUCAACGGCAAGCUCCACCACAGUCUCAACCUCAAGCUCCACUACAGUCUCAACCUCAAGCCACACCACAGGCUCAACCUCAAGCUCCAACACAACUCUAACCACAAAAUCCAUCCCAAGGCCCGUCACAGUCUCCCCUUCAAGGCCCACCCCAAGGAAUCCCUCAAACCCCCAAAGAGGUCGUCGUUACAUUCCUUUUUUUCCCAAACCGAAUGGUCCCAUGUUUGAGGAGAAGGAGCCAAAGAGGCCCACUGUCUGGCGCCUGUAUGGAGUGUUUCAGCUCAGUGAUCAGUGGGCCUGUGAUUCCGGCAUGGUGCCUUCACUCAAUAUUUGCAACAUGAAAUGCUCUGCUUUAAUAGAUGAUGACAUCACAAAUGACAUUGCCUGCCUGAAGACCCUGAUGAACAGUAUGCCACCUAAACCUAAAUUCAACCCCUCUGAUAUGAAGAAGAUCUUGGAGACGUUGUUGGUGAAUGAGUGCCGCUCUGUUGUUCCCUCAAAGUAUUUUGCUGAGUGUUUUUAGAGGAAUAUCCAUUACCUUUGAUUUAAGGAUAAUUGAUGUCAAAGGGGUGACGAUGAUGGCAUGACCUGUGUGAGUUUAAAUGUCUAAAGAUUCUUUAAAAAAUGUCUUUAAACACUCUGAAUGUUUGUGCAUUAAGACACUUUAUUUUAUUGCUGUAGUGUUUUUUAAAUAUGGCAGUUACAUUUUUAUCUAAACUUUUAAUGAAACUGUCUCUUUUCAUUUCAUACUUUCACUUUAUUAUUAAACAAUAUUAAAAAUUGAAAUACUCAAAAUGUACUUUCUUUCUGCACUUGUGCUGUUGAUUCCUCCCACAAAUAAAUACUGAUGAGGGAUGAGACAGGUUGAUUGCGUUGGAUUUUGAAAACACACACAUUCACAGUAACAUUUCCAGUUUAAAUAGAUAUAUACUGCAGUAGGGCCAUACAUUUUUAUAACUUUCAGUAUUUUCCUUAGGUCGAUCUGUUAGAAGAACUGACAAUUGUUACUUGAUAAAAUUCGUAGGCUACUGUUAAAAAC
Megalobrama amblycephala (Wuchang bream) is the source of this 3635-nucleotide messenger RNA. Its product is annotated as mucin-5AC-like. The coding region runs from base 6 to 3119 and encodes 1037 amino acids. The transcript is spliced from 5 exons. The record is from RefSeq and is a predicted model, not a curated record. Lineage: Eukaryota; Metazoa; Chordata; Actinopteri; Cypriniformes; Xenocyprididae.